UCACGUAAGUGGGGCCAAACACAAGAGGCUGAACCAAUCAAUAAGUGAGUCAGAGAAGACAGAGUAUAAAACCUCAGGAGCUCCAGUGCUCCUCACAUCACCAGCAUCUCCUCUCCUCUCUCACCCUUCCUGGUGCUUCAGGGUCCCCUUCCUGCUUAGACAAGAUGUCCCACCAGAAAAAGCAGCCCACCCCCUAUCCCCCAGCGGGUUGCGGGAAGACCUCUGGCGGCGGCGGCGGCGGCGGCAGCGGCGGAGGCGGAGGCGGAGGCGGCAGCGGCGGCUGCGGUUUCUAUAGUGGCGGCGGCGGUUCCAGCUGCGGCGGAGGCGGCGGAGGCGGUGGCUCCAGCUGCGGUGGCGGUGGCUCUGGAGGCGGCUCCAGUUGCGGAGGCGGCGGGGGCUCUGGAGGAGGGAUCAAGUACUCCGGAGGCGGCGGCGGCUACUCCGGGGGCGGAGGCGGCUCCGGCUGCGGCGGCUACUCCGGCGGCGGCGGCGGCUCCAGCUGUGGCGGCUACUCCGGCGGUGGCGGCGGUAGCUCUGGAGGCUGUGGAGGCGGCUCCGGAGGGGGCAUCAAGUACUCCGGGGGCGGCGGUUCCUCCGGGGGCGGCGGUGGCUGCUACUCCAGCGGCGGCGGCGGCGGUGGCUCCAGCUGCGGUGGAGGUUCCUACGGGGGUGGCAGCUCCGGUGGUUGCGGCGGCGGCUCCUCCGGGGGCGGCGGCGGUUCUUUCUGCGGUGGCGGCUCCUCUGGAGGCGGCGGCGGAGGCUGCUAUUCUAGCGGCGGGGGCGGCGGAGGCGGCUCCAGCCAGCAGUUCCAGUGCCAGAGCUACGGAGGCGGCUCUAGCGGCGGCUCCGGUUGCGGCGGCGGCUCCUCCGGGGGCGGCUCCGGUUGCGGCGGCGGCUCCUCCGGGGGCGGCGGCUGUGGCUACUCCAGUGGCGGCGGCGGCUACUCCGGCGGUGGCGGCGGCUACUCCGGCGGUGGCUCCAGCUGCGGCGGGGGCUCCUCCGGUGGCGGCGGCUCCGGCUACUACUCCUCGCAGCAGACCACCCAGACCUCGUGCGCCCCGCAGCAGAGCUACGGAGGGGGCUCGUCCGGCGGCGGCUGUGGCGGCGGCUCCUCCGGAGGCGGCGGAGGCUGCUUCUCCAGCGGUGGGGGCGGCGGCGGUUCCAGCUGCGGCGGGGGCUCCUCCGGAGGUGGCGGAGGCUGCUUCUCCAGUGGCGGCGGCGGCGGCAGCUGCGGAGGUGGUUCCUCCGGAGGCGGCGGUGGCGGCUCCAGCUGUGGCGGUGGCUCCUCCGGGGGUGGCUCUGGGGGUGGCAAGGGCGUCCCGAUCUGCCACCAGACCCAGCAGAAGCAGGCGCCUACCUGGCCAUGCAAAUAAGGCCCCCAGGAUGCCGCGGAGACCAAGGAGCUGGAGGUGUUCUCCGUUGGCGCCAGUGGGCUUAGCGAUCUCAUGAUAUUGCCCAAAGUUUCCAAAUCCUUCACGUCUUAAUCAGCAUAGAAGAAGCCAUUGAGUUCUCAGGCUGCAUCUUAUUCUGCAGUUUUUUCUUGGUUUCUGUAUGACUACCUCCCAACUCUAGUGCCUCCUUAAUCAAUAAAUUUGCAAUUCAUGAGAA
Molecule: messenger RNA, 1608 nt
Organism: Sciurus carolinensis (gray squirrel)
Lineage: Eukaryota; Metazoa; Chordata; Mammalia; Rodentia; Sciuridae
Gene: Loricrin
Product: loricrin cornified envelope precursor protein
Exons: 2
Coding region: 165-1373 (402 amino acids)
Cellular component (GO): cornified envelope
Molecular function (GO): structural constituent of skin epidermis
Source: RefSeq, a predicted model, not a curated record